UACAAAUCUAUUACAUUUAUUGAGGUACGAUUUAAGAUGGCUGCGAUAACAACUCACCAAUCAUUGAGGCAAGCGGAUUCAAGUCACAAGAUAUGUAUGUUUGGGCCUCAAUAUUGCAUGCCAGGACCAUUUCAGAUCAUGCUGAGGGAAAAGUUUUUCAAACUUAGGGAAGACUGUUUCAAAAUCACUGAUAGUGCUGGAAAUCUGUUCUUUCAAGUCAAGAAUCCAUGGAAAACCAUGCGCGAGAAGCAUAUAAUGCUUGAUGCAUAUGGGAACGAGAUUUGCAAAAUGAAGAAGAAGAUAAUGGCCUUGCGAUACACAUGGCACAUGAAUGCUGGCGAGGGUAUGGAACAACGGAUGGUUACAAUGGCCUUUAGACAUUUUGCCCUGCACACCAAAUGCUACGUUUAUGUCUAUGAGCCACCUUACCCACAUGAGGAUGAUGACACUGAUUACAGCAAUGUGAAACCCCUGAUAAUGAUGAAAGCAUCUGUCAUGGGAUUUGACAUAAAGAUAUACAAUGGAGAAACUGAUGAGCUAUAUGCUCGUAUGAGCAAGGACGUUGCCAGAGAGUUGUUCACUUCUCAAGACUUCUACUGCCUCUCAAUUGAGCCUGACAUUGAUGUUGCCUUUAUGACAGCACUUGCUCUGAUGUGGGAUUAUGCUACAACUGACAUGAAGAAUGAUGGUGCCGGUGGAUAAAAGACACCACAACAAUGUGGAAUUGGGGGACUGUAUACAUAAUUUUUCAGAUCAAGUACGAUGUAUUUUGGUAAAGAUACCCGUAUUAAAAUAUUAAGUUUAUCUAAGCUUUAAUCGUAUGUUGAUUUCCCUUUUAACAUGUGAAUUAGUGCCUUAUCUUACACCAUUGCAGUUGAAUGGUAAAUAGUUUCUCUCCAGGUCUGUUCAUAUAUCCUGUUAUAGUUAUUUGAAUAUUAGGUUUAUUAUCUAUAAAAAUAUGAACUGCAAAUAUUUACCUUUGGGUAUGUCUUGAAUUAGCCCUAGAGGACAGGAGGUCUUUAUUUUGAAUGCAAAUAAUGGGCAUAUCUUUAGCUUUAUUCAGCCCACACUAACAAGUUUUACCUUCUUUUCAUCGACCCAUUGCACAGGUUGGUAUUGUUACCCAUUGUGUUAGCAAUAAGCACUUAUCAGUAAUGGACAUGUAUUAAUUUUUAUUUUCUGUGAAUUUUUGUUGGUUUCCCAUGGAGUUUUAAACUUGAAUUUAAAACAUCAUUCAGGUUAGUUUCUAGCUAAAUCGUAUCACCUAACUUAAAAUGGUUGAAUUUUCAAAAGUUUUUCGUUACCUUGAUCUGAAAAUAUUCUGGGAACACUGUUAUUUUGCCCCCACAACAGUCGUAACCGACAAACUGAUAAAGCAUGAUUAGUGUAUUACAAAAUCCUUAUUUUAGAUUUGCACCUUGGAAAUUGGAAUUAAGAUUUGUAUAGACUUAUACAAAGAUAACUCAAUUACAUGCAUGAUAUACGGAUAAGUUUCUUAGUUUCUAUAUAGCGAGAAAAUCCAACUUUUGCGAGUCACAAAACAUUAUAAAUAUAAUGUAGAAUUGUAUGACGUUUAGACUGAAUUUUACCUGAACUUGAAGUUAUUAAACAGUGCGUGCAUGUGUGUAGUUUAAGUCUAAUUUUCAAUUUGAAAUAGGUAUAUUAAUAAAAUCUCUUCGACUUCGCUAGCUACUAUAAAAAAAGGUUUUCGAUCUCACUGCUGUAAAAUAUUUAGGUGUCAUACACUCUUGGUGUUAUACACUAUUGAUUUUGCAUCUGAGAUCCACGAUAACAGACAGAUUCUGAUAAAUGUAUUAACCUUACUUAUAUUUAUAUUGUGCGGCAAGACGUUUUUAAACCAGAGAGCUUAUAAUAGUUUUCUGAUAUAAUAUUGUUAACUUAAGGUUAACUGACGUCCAUGUUUAAACAAAAUUGAGAGAUUUUAUUUUAGUUUCUUUAGUGAUUUAGCUUAUCAGUGAUUUAGUUUUGUGUAAAUGUAUAAUAAAUCUUAUUCUUAGACCUUAUUGUUUCUAAACUUU
This is a messenger RNA of Bolinopsis microptera, 2039 nucleotides long. RefSeq lists its product as uncharacterized. Gene Ontology annotation, molecular function: oxidoreductase activity, acting on the CH-CH group of donors. NCBI's taxonomy places the organism in Eukaryota, Metazoa, Ctenophora, Tentaculata, Lobata, Bolinopsidae. The record is from RefSeq and is a predicted model, not a curated record. The transcript is spliced from 4 exons. Gene Ontology annotation, cellular component: membrane. The coding region runs from base 37 to 702 and encodes 221 amino acids. Gene Ontology annotation, biological process: lipid metabolic process.